CUAGGACCUCACGGGCAAAGGAGAGCCCGACCUCCUACAACCAGGUAUUCUCCCCCGCAAGGUCGCGGGAGGUCGCCCCCUCAGCGCACCUCUGGGGGCGAAGGCUACGGCGAAGCUUAUCUGGAGUGGUCGGAAUACGGCGUCCGCUGCACUUGCAACGAGUGCGGGACUCGGAACUGUCAACACUUCACCGGCAAGUGCGAGUGUUUCCCGAAUGUGGACGGAGAGGACUGUGAUCGCUGUGCUGCAGAUCACUGGGGCUUUGCAUCUUGCCAGGGCUGCCAACCGUGCCAAUGCGGAAUCGCAGCCGCCAAGAGCCAGUGUGACGAAGGGACCGGUCAGUGCAUAUGCAGAGAUGGCGCAACAGGACAACGAUGCGAAUUAUGCAAACCGGGCUACUGGAACUACACACGCCACGGAUGCCAAGCUUGCACGUGUCAGGAAGGGUUUCAGCGUUGGUGUAGGGUGCAACCCACUGACUGGCCAGUGUUCCUGCUUACCCGGCGUUGUUGGAGCAAACUGUGAUGGAUGCCCCUACAGGUGGGUACUGAUUGAGGGAUAUGGCUGCCAAGAGUGCGAGGAGUGUGUUCAUGCUCUGCUUGACACUACUGAUGAACUUAUUAGGCUCAUUGAGCCAACGAUACUGGAAUUCAAGACCGCAGCGCACAGCUACUUCCUCCACCAAUCGUUGAGCGCCAUCAAUUCGACAGUGCACGAGCUUCGACCACGGGUCGAUCUGAUGGACCUACCCCAGGCUGAGACGCAUCCAAUUCAUACAGCCAUCGAGGAUGUCUUCAAGACGGCGCAGUCCAUUUCUGGCAAGGCAAACAUUCUGUACGAUCGAGCUGACGAAGCCUCAACAAACAGCUUUGCAGUGUUUAACGACGCCCUUGCUGUUCAGAAACACGUCGAUGACGCCUUCAGUUCAGCAAGGAGUGUCAUUGGAGAGAUCAAUCGGCUUGUAAUGGUCUGGAGACUGGCACAGGUGCACAACUUGAGCAAGCAAUUCACGAAGCCGAAGACAUUGUGGAUCGGAUGCGACAGCGCGAUUUCAGUCCCAUUUGGGGGAUAA
This is a messenger RNA of Macrobrachium nipponense, 1072 nucleotides long. RefSeq names its product laminin subunit alpha-like. Bases 215 to 1072 code for a protein of 285 amino acids. The record is from RefSeq and is a predicted model, not a curated record. The transcript is spliced from 8 exons. Lineage: Eukaryota; Metazoa; Arthropoda; Malacostraca; Decapoda; Palaemonidae.